AUGCGCGGCACAUUGAUCUUCUCGGGCAGCUCCUGCCCGGAGCUGACCAACAAAAUCUGCCAAAACCUGGGCAUGGCACGCGCCGAGGCCGAGCUCUCGCAGUUCUCCAACGGCGAGACGCAGGUGCGCAUCCUGACUAGCGUUCGCGAGAAGGAUGUCUUCGUUGUUCAGUCUGGCAGCCCGAAAAUCAAUGAUACCAUCAUGGAGCUACUCAUUAUGAUUUCGGCCUGCAAAGGUGGCUCUGCCAACAAAAUUACCGCGGUGCUACCCUACUUCCCUUACAGCCGUCAGUCCAAGAAGAAGUCUCACAGGGGGGCCAUCACUGCAAGGAUGUUGGCUAAUCUGCUCGAUGUUGCCGGCGUCAAGCACGUCAUUACAGUCGAUCUGCAUGCCUCUCAGAUGCAGGGCUUUUUCAAGUGCCCCGUGGACAACCUCCAUGCGGAACCUCUGAUUGCCCGGUGGAUCCGGCGCAACGUGCCCGGGUGGCAGGAGGCAGUGGUAGUGUCCAAGAACGCUGGUGGUACUAAGAGGGUGACAUCACUUGCCGACGCGCUGAAGCUCAACUUCGGUAUGGUGACGACCGACAAGAAGCGCACGCAUGGCUACCACAGUGCUCAGAGCAUGGCAAGCAGUAUGAUCACAUACCUUGAUGGGCCGGAUCGGCAGCCUGUGUUCGACUCCGUCUCCAACCAAAUGCGUCACGCCAUCUCUCCGGAGUCAGACAAUGGAGCUGCUACUACGGACAACGGAGAUUCCUUGCAAAAUGCGCCUUCGGAAACCGAUGCGCAAAGUUCAGACAUUCCUUUCAAUGGCAAUGGCAACUCGCGGCCACAGAUCAAUGGCAGGAACAAGCCGGCUCCGAAGCGCUCGCAAACUCUAUUGUCUCAGUCAUCUACCAUCGACGACCUGGAGGACGUCGAUGAUGUCGACGGCUUCGAGUACAACGACAGGCGUGCCUACGAGGUGACAAGGGGCCGCCUGGUUCAAGGACACAUCGUUCCCGAUGAUUUCCCAUCGCCCGUCAUGUCAGCGGCCGAGACCAGCGUCGCUGAGGAGGACCCCAUGACCAUGUCGCAUGCGUCAUCCUUCUUCGCGCCGCAGUCGCACGCUCUGGGCGGGUCGGGCGACGCCGGGGCGAGCUCGGAUGAGGAAGACGACAUACUCAAGGAUCCAAAGGUGGAGCAUGAGGUUACUCUGGUUGGAGAUGUCAAGGGCCGUACGGUCCUAAUCGUCGACGAUAUGAUCGACAAGCCCGGUUCCUGGAUUGCGGCGGCAGAGACGGUGGUCAAGCGCGGUAAGGCCAAGAAGGUUUACUGCAUUGCUACCCACGGCGUGUUUGGCGGCGACUGCCUGGAGCAGAUGCAGGCUUGCGACUGCAUCGACGCCAUUGUUGUUACUAACAGUUAUCCUAUCCCGGAGGAGAAAGCGCGCAAUGCCAGUAAGCUGGUGACGUUGGAUAUCUCAUACCUCUUGGCUGAGGCAAUUCGGCGGAAUCACUAUGGCGAGUCGAUGUCGCCUUUGUUCCAGCAUCUCAUGGAUUGA
Messenger RNA from Thermochaetoides thermophila DSM 1495, 1542 nucleotides. RefSeq names its product ribose-phosphate pyrophosphokinase-like protein. The transcript has 2 exons. Gene Ontology annotation, cellular component: cytoplasm; ribose phosphate diphosphokinase complex. Bases 1 to 1542 code for a protein of 513 amino acids. Lineage: Eukaryota; Fungi; Ascomycota; Sordariomycetes; Sordariales; Chaetomiaceae. Gene Ontology annotation, molecular function: magnesium ion binding; ribose phosphate diphosphokinase activity. The record is from RefSeq and is a predicted model, not a curated record. Gene Ontology annotation, biological process: purine nucleotide biosynthetic process; 5-phosphoribose 1-diphosphate biosynthetic process; ribonucleoside monophosphate biosynthetic process.